UUUUUUUUUUUUUUCUCGGUCAUUGUAGUUUGGUGUAGGGCAGUCGUAAACAUGAUACUCGAGAUGGAGAAUCAUCAACACGACGCGUUUGCUGCCUCAGGCGCCAAGACGUCACCGCCAUCACAAGUGGCCGAUAAAGCUUUACCACCUGAUAAGAAUCUCACACCAUAAUUCCGACGUCCACCUCGCCUGCGAUCGCUAUAUUGAGUGCAAUGAAUUUCGCUCCCUAUCAGGAUGAGUCGCCCGAAGUCGAGCGGGCAAUGUCGCCUGCCCUCGGCGAUGCCAAUCGCGUGAAAUCGCCCAUUAUCCGAUCUCCUGUCGGCUCUCCUCCGGUUCCAGGUCUCGCAUCCAACGCGCUUCCAUCACCGAGUCACUUUGGCGGCAGUGUCCAACCAGGAGCAACUGGGUUCGGAAACAGUGGCUAUGGCGGAGAUGUCGAAAGUGGGAGAUGGAACAUGGGAGCUUUCGACACGAGCCUUCCCAUCCGCAUGGAUUUUGAAGCUAUGCUGGCAUAUCUACUUCUACCUCCUGCGGGGGGUGUCUUCCUUCUGCUAGUAGAACACAAAAGCGAUUAUGUACGCUUUCAUGCAUGGCAGUCAAGCAUGCUUUUUACCGUCAUGUUCAUCAUUCAUCUCAUAUUUGCUUGGUCGAGCUUUUUCUCGUGGGCUUUAUUUCUAUGCGAUUUGGCCAUGAUCGGUUUCUUAAGCAUGCGUGCGUAUCGUGACGUUGACACACUCGACCACUACGAGGUUCCCAUUUUUGGCCGCCUGGCAAACUCCUUUGUUGACGACGAAUAAACCUAAUUUCACUUUCAAUGGCGAUGCAUCCGUUUCAUAUACCCCUCCCCUUAUGUUUCUCGUGCCAACAAAGCAUCGCCUUUUCCCCAUGGAAAACACCCUUUCCCCCAACCCCCACCACCCCAGAAUCUACCCACUGGGGAUGAAUUUUCCAAUG
Molecule: messenger RNA, 954 nt
Organism: Aspergillus pseudotamarii
Lineage: Eukaryota; Fungi; Ascomycota; Eurotiomycetes; Eurotiales; Aspergillaceae
Product: DUF4870 domain-containing protein
Exons: 4
Coding region: 213-797 (194 amino acids)
Source: RefSeq, a predicted model, not a curated record